Messenger RNA from Coccidioides immitis RS, 2219 nucleotides. RefSeq names its product GTP-binding protein rho2. The record is from RefSeq and is a predicted model, not a curated record. Lineage: Eukaryota; Fungi; Ascomycota; Eurotiomycetes; Onygenales; Onygenaceae. The coding region runs from base 985 to 1587 and encodes 200 amino acids. The transcript has 6 exons. Gene Ontology annotation, molecular function: GTP binding; GTPase activity. Gene Ontology annotation, biological process: small GTPase-mediated signal transduction.
UUUGCAGAAGGCUGGUAUUGGAGAAAAGACCACUUGCAGAAUAAUUGCUGCUGAGUGAGUAGGAGUGGGAGUGUGUUGUGUGUGCGUGUCUGCACAGUCCAUGUAGGCACAUGGACUUUGUUUGUUGAUGUUGGUGUCACUCGCGCUGCACUUGGAUGCAUAGAGGCUGAUGGUGGAAGCCCAAAUAUGCUUGGUCACGGGAGUCAGGAUUGUUUUUUGUGUGCCGUAAUUCAGCACUGUGCAGGGUACCUUGGGCAAGUACCGAGCUAAAUGUCCAGUUUGCUAGCAGUGCAUGAUUAGUCAAGGCUUUGUCGAUGUCAGCCUUCGCAAUCAUGAACAAAUCAUAAACAAGACACUAAAGCACAGGCUGAAAGUCUCACCAAGACAAUCCUAUUCGCGAAAAGCAAGUCACGUCCAGAUUCGGCUGAAUCAUUUUUCACACUCUUUUUAUAGCUCGGUUUUCAUUCCUUCAGCAAUCCAUACAGUACAGUAUCCACUCCCACGCACUCGUGUCAACGGAUCGAGAUUCCUGAAGUAACGCUCUCUCCCCGUCGUAUUGACAUCGACUCUCUUCCCCCCCCGGCGCGAGCACGUUCAACAAACCACAUCCAAGCCGCCGAGUCAAUGCACCAGCAAAGCUGAGUGGGAGAUUAGUAUCGUCAAAUCUGUGGUUAUUUAUAAAGCCAGAGUACGAGCCCCGUCCUUGUUUAUCCCCGCAAAAUAGCAGUCCGCCUGUCCCCGCCUAGCAAAAGUCAUUCGAUUAUCAUCCUCGGACACCUCAUCGCCAAGCCUACCCCUUCCUCUCGCUUUUAGACUCCCCACGAUUACCCGAACGGUAGACCAUAUCCCGCAUUGUGUCCUUGCGAUUCAAAUCAUAAACCUCAAUUUCAAGAGAAGGAUAGAGUUUGACUCUGUGUGGAUAAAACCACACGACAAAUUUACGUAAAGAAGGCUGUGCCCGUUGCAUUCUGUUACUGAGAAGGGAUGGCACAUCACCAGCCUGAGAAUGUUCUUCGGAGGAAGCUCGUUAUUAUUGGAGAUGGUGCGUGUGGAAAGACCAGUUUGCUGAGUGUGUUCACAUUAGGCUACUUCCCAACACAUUACGUCCCUACUGUCUUUGAAAACUACGUCACAGAUUGUCGGGUUGAUGGUCGAUCAGUGCAGCUAGCCUUGUGGGAUACGGCUGGUCAAGAAGAUUACGAAAGAUUACGCCCUCUAGCAUAUUCCAAAGCCCAUGUUCUCUUAAUCGCAUUUUCUGUUGAUACUCCGGAUUCUCUGGAAAACGUGAAGCACAAGUGGAUAGAAGAAGCCAAUGAACGUUGCCCCAACGUUCCUAUAAUAUUAGUAGGCUUAAAGAAGGAUCUUCGUGAAGACCCGCUCGCCAUCGAAGAAAUGAGAAGGAGGUCUCUUAGAUUCGUCUCGCCCAAAGAUGGCAGUGAAACAGCGACUCAAAUUGGCGCAAGAAAAUAUCUGGAAUGUUCGUCCCUUACGGGAGAAGGCGUAGACGACGUCUUUGAAGCCGCCACGCGUGCAGCCCUCCUAACAUUCGACGAGGACAACCGAGGAUCCUGCUGCGUGAUCUUAUAAGCGGAUAAACUGUACAUGAAUUCGAAACCCUUCACACCAUACAAUCGAGGGCCUCCACCCAAGGGGGCACUAUUAGCUCCUUCAGCAUCUCCAGAUCAUGGAUAACUCGGCUGGUAUAAAAGUGGGCAAAAAAGCACGGUUGGGGUUUGAGAUAUCGGCUGGAAAUAUCUGUCUACAUACCACCAGGCGAUAUAUGCAUUGGCGGAGUUACGGCGCUAAUUUCUUUUCUCCUAACGCUUUAUUCUUCAUGCGACCUCGAGUUUUAUUCCAUUCCUCACGUCUCUGACGAUUCGGCAGGUUAUUGCGUUGUACAGGUUGGCAGGCUUCUUCGACAGUUUUUCGACUUUUGCUUGCUUUGACGUUUAUUUAUCAGAUGGUAUUGCCAGCGUUCUAUGUCCCUUCCAUAAUUUUUUUUAAUCUGGCAUGCCCUUUGUUUUGUGUGAGGGUUGUUGAUGUUUUUAAUGAAGUGCUUUUCUACAUCCAUAUGUGAGGAUGGCUAUGACACUCGCUGGGUAGAAGGCCCCUUUGUCUCUGGUUUCUGCUUCAUCAUUACUUUGUCAAAUAUUAUGUCUGUUCAAUGCAUUCUUGUUAUUCACUUAUCAUUGGUGUAUGAGGCAUUGAAACGGAUCGAG